Molecule: messenger RNA, 693 nt
Organism: Plasmodium vinckei vinckei
Lineage: Eukaryota; Apicomplexa; Aconoidasida; Haemosporida; Plasmodiidae
Product: PQ-loop repeat-containing protein
Exons: 7
Coding region: 1-693 (230 amino acids)
Source: RefSeq, a predicted model, not a curated record
AUGAAAUCCCCAUAUUUCAAUGCUUUUUCAGAAAACUUUUAUCAUAAAGACAAUAUAAUAUCAGUAUUAAAUACCAUACUCGUGCACUCAACCAUUAUUGGGGCCCUUUUCAUAAAAGUUCCACAAAUAAUAAAAAUAUUUGUUAAUAAGACUGCUUGUGGUAUCUCAUUUGCAACCAUAUAUUUAGAAAUUUUUAUAGCAAGCUCAGAAAUAAUAAUUUCGAUAAGAGACAACCUAGAUCUGAAACUAUAUUUAAACAUCGCUAUAAUUAAUGUGCAAAAUCUUUUGAUAGUAUAUUUUAUGUGGAAAUAUAGCAACCAGUAUUCAAAAUCCAUUAAAUUUUUUAAAAUUUUCUUAUAUAUAUUUUAUAUUUUGUUUCUAAUCUAUGGGUUACCUAAUGCAAUGCUUCCUUUGAUUGGAAUAAUAAUAAUUCCAUUAAGCGGUUUGUCCAAGUUCCCUCAAAUACGUUUAAAUAAUAAAAAUAAGCACACCGGAAAUUUGUCUCCAAUAACUUACUCACUCCUUUGUCUCAGAAAUUUGUCCAUAAUAUUUGUCGUAUUUUAUAACAUAAAUAAUAUAAUAUACAUGAUCCGUUGUAUCGUUCCGGCAGUCUUAAAUUUCAUUAUUUUGUUCCAAAUUUUUUAUUAUUGGAAAAACACAAAUAAAGUUUUAGCCAAAACCAAGGUCGAGUAG